UAUAAAUUGUUCCAUCAGAUGAGAUGAUGUACUUUUCUGCUUCUUUUCCCGCCAGAGCCUCUGUGUAACAGUUGAAUCAAAGUCUUCAAGGAAUCAAUGAUCAUUUCACAAGCAAAGCGAUUGAAUCAGACUGUAUCGACCCUUGUGUCUCACCAUUAUAGAUGCAUCGAACACUCUCCUUCAAAGCCUUACCACACUGUUCGCCCGAAGAGACCCAGCACCAAGCCUCGCAAUCAACAGCCUCGCAGACCCGCAAGAAAGCUUCUUCUCCGAAGACCAAUACCUUUCGUAACCCAAGUCAAACAACUCGAUGACCCAGAUGAAGCCCUCUCUCUAUUCAAUGAAUACCGCCAAACGGGAUUCAAGCACGACUACCCAUCUUACUCUGCUCUCAUUUACAAGCUCGCUCGUUCCCGCAAUUUUGAGGCCGUUAAAACCCUACUUGUUCAGAUUAAAGAUUAUAACCUUCGGUGCAGAGAAUCCCUUUUCAUUGGACUGCUUCAACAUUACGGGAAGGCCCGAUUGCCCGAGGAGGCCGUACAGCUCUUCCGGGAGAUGACUUCUUUCAACUGUGUUCGUACGUUACAGUCCUUCAAUACCCUCCUCAAUGUUCUUGUUGAUAAUGGUCGGUUGCAGGAUGCGAGAGAGAUGUUUAACUGUUCGACUGAAAUGGGUUUCCGACUGAAUUCGGUUUCCUUUAAUGUCCUGAUUAAAGGUUGGCUUGAGAGGGGCGAGCGGGAACAAGCUUGCCUGGUGUUCGAUGAAAUGCUUGACAGAGAAGUCGAACCCACUGUGGUGACUUAUAAUAGCCUCAUUGGGUAUUGGUGCAAAAACGGUGACAUGGAUAGGGCUAAAGGUCUACUAGCUGACAUGUUGCAGAAGGGGAAGCGCCCCAAUGCAGUCACAUAUGCAUUGUUGAUGGAAGGCUUAUGCUUUUUAGGUAAGUUUGAGGAAGCAAAAAAGCUGAUGUUCGAUAUGGAUUAUCAAGGGUGCAAAGCACAACUUGUUAACUACGGUGUUUUAAUGAGUGACCUUGGGAAAAGAGGGAUGAUUGAGGAAGCCAAAGCUUUGCUUCAUGAGAUGAAGAAAAGGCGGUUUAAGCCAGAUGUCGUGACAUAUAAUAUAUUGAUCAAUUACUUGUGUAAGGAAGGUAGAGCUUCUGAGGCUUAUAAACUCCUGUUGGAAAUGCAGGUCGAGGGUUGUGAGCCAAAUGCAGCCACAUACAGAUUGAUGGUUGAUGGGUUUUGUCAAGUUGAGGAAUUUGAGAGAGGUUCAAAGGUCUUGAAUGCAAUGUUAGUGAGCAGGCAUUGUCCACGUCUGGAAACAGUUUGCUGUUUGAUUAGUGGCCUAGUCAAGUGUGGCAAGGCAGAUGAGAUUUGUUUAAUUUUGGAGACAUUGGAGAAUAAGAAAUUUAGAUUUGAUUUGGAAUCUUGGGAAAUGCUUGUUAGGGAUGCCUGCAGCAGCAAUAAUAGUGCAAGGGAUCUUGUGACCGAACUCAUUGAUUCUCACAAGUAG
Molecule: messenger RNA, 1515 nt
Organism: Diospyros lotus (date-plum)
Lineage: Eukaryota; Viridiplantae; Streptophyta; Magnoliopsida; Ericales; Ebenaceae
Product: pentatricopeptide repeat-containing protein At1g07740, mitochondrial
Exons: 1
Coding region: 97-1515 (472 amino acids)
Molecular function (GO): protein binding
Source: RefSeq, a predicted model, not a curated record